CCACAUUAUUUUGCUUCCGACCUUGUUUACAGUCUGCUUCUUCUACAGUCUGGUUAAAGAUUUGUUUUUGAUUUUGCACACAAGUGUCAGUCGUCAUGGAUAUGUUGCAGCUUUACGAGUGGAUCGAUAUCAAAAGUAUUUUGAUAUUUUCGUGUGUGUUUUUAUUGCUGAGUGAUUAUACCAGAAAUAAAGCGCCGAAGAACUUUCCUUCUGGACCAUGGUCUUUACCGAUCAUAGGAGACCUUCAUCAUAUAGAUAUUAGUAAGCUUCAUCUUCAGUUUCCAGAGUUUGCAGAAAAAUACGGCAAGAUUUUCAGCCUUAACAUUUUUGGACAAAGGAUUGUUGUGUUGAAUGGAUAUGAACUUGUAAAGGAGGUCUAUAUACAACAGGGUGAUAACCUUUCUAAUCGUCCCAUGUUACCUUUAUUUAUUGACAUCGUUGGAGACAAAGGUUUAAUUGUUAGCAAUGGGUAUAAAUGGAAGCAUCAGAGGAGAUUCGCACUCUCGACUCUUCGAAACUUUGGAUUGGGAAAGAAAAGUUUAGAGCCAUCCAUCAGUCUUGAGUGUUGCUUUCUGAAUGAAACCAUUUCAAAUGAACAAGGUCGACCGUUUGACCCUCGCUUACUGCUGAACAACGCUGUCUCAAAUGUGAUCUGUGUGCUUGUGUUUGGGAAUCGAUUUGAGUACAGUGACCAUGACUUCCAGUCUCUGUUGAAGAACAUUAAUGAAGCCAUUUAUCUGGAAGGAAGCAUCUGGGGUCAAUUUUAUAACAUGUUCCCGUGGCUCAUGCGGCGACUGCCUGGACCGCACAAGAACAUUUUUGCUCUGUGGAAAAAAGUGAUUGACUUUGUUAAAGAGAAGGUGAAUGCACACAGAGCGGAUCAUGAUCCAUCAUAUCCACGGGACUACAUUGACAGCUUCCUUGCUGAGAUGGAAAAACUUAAAGACGACACAGCCACUGGGUUUGAUGUGGAGAACUUGUGUAUCUGUACUCUGGAUCUGUUUGUGGCGGGAACUGAGACCACCUCUACCACUCUGUACUGGGGUCUCCUUUACAUGAUGAAAUAUCCUGAGAUACAGGCCAAAGUUCAGGAGGAGAUUGAUCAUGUUGUGGGAGGGUCACGACAGCCAACUUUAUCAGAUAAGGACAACAUGCCCUACACUAAUGCUGUCAUUCAUGAAAUGCAGAGGAUUGGAAAUAUUCUUCCAUUAAAUUUGGCCCGAGCUACAGUGGAAGAUAGUCAGAUAGGAAAAUACUCUAUCCCAAAGGGCACAAUGGUGAUAGGCAAUUUGACAUCAGUGCUGUUUGAUGAGUCCGAGUGGGAGACGCCUCACUCUUUUAAUCCAGGUCACUUCCUGGAUGCUGAGGGCAAUUUCAGAAGGAGAGAUGCCUUUUUACCUUUUUCUCUAGGAAAGAGAGUUUGUCUUGGAGAGCAACUGGCACGGAUGGAGCUGUUCCUAUUUUUCUCUUCUCUGCUGCAGCGCUUCACUUUCUCUUCACCAGCGGGUGUGGAGCCCAGUUUGGAUUUUAAACUGGGGGCCACUCACUGUCCCCAACCUUAUGACUUAUGUGCAGUGCCACGCUAAAAAAGCACAACAUUUCAAAUUAAUUCAAGGUUCUGUCUGUGCACAUCAAAUGUCAGAUUUUCUCAGAGGGUCCCUGCAGGUCCUUAAAUAGUCCUAAAUUCAUAACAAAUUUAGGGUUGUGAAAAGCAUUAAAUAUCUUAAAAAAAGUUGGUAUAACAAAGGUUUUGAUUAUCAUUUUAAGAGGGCUUAAAUUUGGGGAUGGAAAAAAAUAAAUCACCAUGUGGCCUACUGGAAUGAAUAAACUUAAAAUAUAAUUAUAUAUAUAUAUAUA
Molecule: messenger RNA, 1857 nt
Organism: Pimephales promelas (fathead minnow)
Lineage: Eukaryota; Metazoa; Chordata; Actinopteri; Cypriniformes; Leuciscidae
Product: cytochrome P450 2J4
Biological process (GO): xenobiotic metabolic process
Cellular component (GO): cytoplasm; intracellular membrane-bounded organelle
Molecular function (GO): oxidoreductase activity, acting on paired donors, with incorporation or reduction of molecular oxygen, reduced flavin or flavoprotein as one donor, and incorporation of one atom of oxygen; heme binding; iron ion binding
Source: RefSeq, a predicted model, not a curated record